Messenger RNA from Penicillium cosmopolitanum, 291 nucleotides. RefSeq lists its product as uncharacterized. The transcript has a single exon. NCBI's taxonomy places the organism in Eukaryota, Fungi, Ascomycota, Eurotiomycetes, Eurotiales, Aspergillaceae. The coding region runs from base 1 to 291 and encodes 96 amino acids. The record is from RefSeq and is a predicted model, not a curated record.
AUGGCAGCAGCCAUAGAUCACCUUCCCAGUAAAAGAACGGCGUCAGACCUAGAGGCUGUGAAUGGCAGCCUCCCACCACUGGCAACCGAUGCUACCGCAAAGAUUCUCGAACCCCUAUUCUUUCUCCUAGCAGCCCGUCGAGAUGUGCUAGCGGACCCUACUUUCGAGUCUCUGAAUAUCCCAGAUGAAAGAAUCAUCACCUCUAUCGGGAACUCUGGCAUGGAAAUAUUGAACACAGCCUCGGGAUUCGAUCGCCUCAUCGCCGCACUCGUGUGGUUCGCUGAAAGGUAA